Messenger RNA from Solanum dulcamara, 1358 nucleotides. RefSeq lists its product as uncharacterized. Bases 164 to 1210 code for a protein of 348 amino acids. Lineage: Eukaryota; Viridiplantae; Streptophyta; Magnoliopsida; Solanales; Solanaceae. Gene Ontology annotation, molecular function: nucleic acid binding; protein methyltransferase activity. The transcript has 3 exons. Gene Ontology annotation, biological process: protein methylation. The record is from RefSeq and is a predicted model, not a curated record.
AUCGAAGAGGUUAAAGUGAUCUUUCCGUUAUUAGUAAUCGAAACAAAAAAUUUAAUUGGACCUCAAAUCAAAACAAAUAGCAGAUAGCGGGUCAAAACCCAACAAAAGAAAUGGGGCUAAACUAUCCGAAGGAAGAUUGAAACUUGCCUGGGUGUCGAAGAAAAUGAGGUUGAGCUUCAUUCGACCCAUUUCAUGUUGCUCUGUUUCAUCUCCAGCAACCUCAGUGAAACCUCAAAUACCGCUAUUUUUAAGGCCAUCGGCCUUCAAAACAACCAUAUCAGACCUCAAAAAAUGGCACCUUUGGGCUAAAUCCCUAACUUCUUCUGUGGGUUCCACUUUCUUGGAACUGGACAAUGGUCCAGACUCAGAAUUGUUGUUCAGGGAGCUAAAUUGGCUUGUUGAAGAUGUAAUUGAAACACCCAAGUCGUUCUUGCAACAACCCCACAAAAAUUACAAUGAAAAUAGCUCAGUUUCAAUUCGGGCGUCUUUGGAACAACUGUAUAUGUUGUGGAAACAAAGGGUAGAAGAAAGAAGGCCUUUUCAGUAUGUGGUUGGUUGUGAGCAUUGGAGGGAUUUGGUUUUGAGUGUUCAAGAAGGGGUUUUGAUUCCAAGGCCUGAGACUGAGCUGAUUGUGGACCUUGUGGAUGAUGCUAUUAAGGAGAAUGAGGAGUUGAGGGAAGGAUUGUGGGCUGAUUUGGGGACUGGGAGUGGUGCACUUGCUAUUGGGAUUGCAAGGAUUUUGGGUGGUUAUGGUAGAGUUGCUGCUACUGAUUUAAGUCCUGUUGCUGCUGCAGUUGCAUCUUAUAAUGUGCAGAGGUAUGAUUUGGAGGAAAAAGUCCAUGUAAAGCAAGGAUCUUGGUUUGAGCCUUUGAGAGAUGAUGAAGGAGAAUUUGUGGGACUGGUCAGUAAUCCACCAUAUAUUCCAAGCAAAGAUAUUGGUGGACUACAAGCUGAAGUUGGUAGACAUGAACCUAGGCUAGCGUUAGACGGUGGAGCAAGUGGUAUGAAUGACCUUAUCCAUCUCUGCAAUGGGGCUGUUUCAAUGUUGAAACCUGGCGGUUUCUUUGCAUUUGAGACAAAUGGUGAUGAACAGAGCGAAUUCCUAGUCCACUACAUUGAUACUAAGAAGAAAGGUACCUUCUCUAAAGUGAAGAUGGUAUCAGAUUUUGCCGGCAUCCAGAGAUUUAUAACAGGAUUUAGAAGAAGAUGAUCUAUGACAUUAGCCAAAGAAAUUAUACGAGGGAACGCAUGUGGAAGAGCCGGGGGUGGGGAUUCAGAUUCUGUUCUCUUGGGUUUGAACAAUUCAGUUUUGCUCUUUGGACUUUACAGAAUGAUAUAUUAUCUCAGAUUGUCUCUGA